UUGUAUAAACACUUGCAUGGGGAUAUUUAUUUCGUAAUAUUUCAAUAUUUCUAAAAGCAAAAAUCUUAAUAUUAAAAAAAUAUGGCUCAAAGCAGAUUAGAGAAGAUUGGAACAAUUUUCACCAGAGUUUCUGGUUUGUUGCGUUCCGGUGCCAUGAAACCCGAAGACAAACCAAUUUGGUAUGAUGUUUAUGCAGCAUUUCCUCCAAAGGUGGAACCUCGUUUUGAUAGACCAGCUCCUCAAAUAGCCAUAAAGAAUAUAUUUUAUGAGGAAGAUAAAGUCAGAGCAAAAUUUCACAAAUCGCAAAAACAAGUUGAAAUGAUAAGCAUGUUCGAUAGAAGACGUGAGACGCAAACUCAACAGUUCAUUAAAAUUUAUCAAGGUCUCAAAUCGCAGGGAGCCUUAGAUGAAGAAAAAAUAUUUGAGACCUCAAUGGAUUUAUUGCAACAGCAGAGAGCCCAAAUGAAGAUUGAGGCACAAGAAAUUAGCAAUGCCGAGUCAGAAGAUAAAGUACAAAGCAUGGCCGAUGCAUUUAGUGAAGCAAAAACUUUGCAGAAAUCCGAUUCCCUAUCAAGAGCCGAUAAAGAAUCUACGAAGUUUAACAAAUCAGAAACAAAAAGUUCCAUUGGUGGCAUUAACAUCGAAAACUUAUUUAAGGAUUAAACAUAAUUUUUUUUGAAAAAUACAAUAACUACGAAAAAUA
This is a messenger RNA of Stomoxys calcitrans (stable fly), 703 nucleotides long. It is a transcript of the gene mRpS23, whose product is annotated as small ribosomal subunit protein mS23. The coding region runs from base 82 to 663 and encodes 193 amino acids. Gene Ontology annotation, biological process: translation. Gene Ontology annotation, molecular function: structural constituent of ribosome. The record is from RefSeq and is a predicted model, not a curated record. Lineage: Eukaryota; Metazoa; Arthropoda; Insecta; Diptera; Muscidae. The transcript has 3 exons. Gene Ontology annotation, cellular component: ribosome; mitochondrion.